UGCCGUCACCAUCACCAACAUGAAUUUAGGAAAAAGGGAAAAAAGGGACGAAUGUGCAAACGAGUACGGAGUGAAGAAAUCGAUGCCUAACAACCACGGAAGCUGCACUGAAGCGAGGGUUCAAAUGAUUCCUUGGAGGACAUACCGCUGUGGAGUAAAAGGUAAAAUAGCAAAAAGGAAAGAAAAUCCGUCAUGUCGUACGAGGAUGAAGCCACAAGGAUAACAUGGUAAGCGAGCUGUACAAUAUACGAGCCUUUGUUCGAUGGGCCUGCUGAAAAUUGGGGUGAUUUUACUCCUCUCCGCGUGGUGAUUGAAUGGUCCAUGUUCCCUACAAUAUCCUGUGAAUCGGAAGGUGGUCGGUCCGAGCUACGACGCACAAUCGCUGGAUGUCGCGUAUGGAGGAAGGGCUGGUGACCGAGAAAGCCGACUCGACAGCGUAGGCCGUUAGAACGCACAGUCCAAAAUGUCUCGGAAUCAGCUCCUCACAAAUAGACCUAUCGGCCUACAGAGAGGCGCAAUCUUUGCGGAGACUGUACGCCCUCGGAUAUAAUAUUGGACGGCUGAGUGCGGAAAUUCUAGAAUCCGAGGACCUCAAAUCGGGCAAUGAUGACGUCGGGCGAGUGUGCAUGGAUCAUCCUGAUGCGGGCCAAUGCAUGGAUGGUGGAUGCUGCGCCGCGGCUAGUUUUCGGGACCCGACGGGCGGAAAGUUGACAGACGAAGAAGAAGAAGAAGGAGCAGCAGCAGCAGCAGCCUCCGGACUUCCCCACCCUCUCCCUCCCCACCUGAUUCGUGUGCAUUCUCGCCGGGAGCACAUUGGCCCCGCACAUAGCAACAGAUAACGCUGCAUUGUCAGAGCUGUGCCCUACCGCGCCUUGCCCGAAGCCAUCCAUGGCAGUCACUUUCUAAAAACCCUCUCCCUAUCUCUCUGUCUGUCUCUCUCUCCAUCAUCUGACCCGUGAUUUGUCUGCUGUCUGUCUGUGACGCUGGGUGCUUGACUUCUGCUAACUGGGUAUCAUCAGGUCCUGGGUUCUAUCUCUGACUCUGAUGGUGUUUUGUAAUCUUUUCUUCCUUCAGCAACGGAGGGUACGGAGAUAUUCUUUUAUGCGUCGGGGUUGUUGGAAGUCCGCACGAAUGGAAGGAGUUCUAAAUUAAUGUCUUCCGUAUUCGCAGUUGGACUGGGAGGGUGGAAGCAAGCAUUGAUGGGGAUUUUGCUUGUGAAGUGCGGCUGAUCUACUCGUUUGGCGGGGAGUAUGGAACAUGGAGGUGGAUACUCAUUACAGUAGCAGGGGAAGCGAUACGCUGCUUUGAAUCAUGCGUGGCGAGGAAUCAGGAGCACCUUCCUUGUGGGAAAACCUCUUAGCGAAGACAAAAUAAUCUGCAGCAGAAAAGUGGAGAGAGAGAGAGAGAGAGAGAGCAGACGGGCCCACCACGAUGUGAAAAGACUCGCGCCAUUUGCGUUUCAUUAUCUCCCUGCCUUUGGACAGUGCUGAGCUAGAGAUUUCAGUUUAAGAGUUCUGUAGGGCAGGCGCUUCCGUUCUGCAUCUGCUUGCCUCUUCUCAUCACAGAGGUCAGAUUCAGUACUUUCUAUCCACCACCAUUUCUUUCUCCACCGACUAGCGACUCCAGCGCUUCCCUCUCCCACUCCGCCUUCCCCAAUCUGUAAGCUGUCUGCUGCUGCACGUUUCUUCCACCAGCAGCGACAGUUUUCGUUAAUUAGAACCCACCACACUCGCCCUGUACGUCCUCUGUUCGAUUCUCUCCUUUAUCCCACCCUUCCUCCCCUCAUGUUGUAAUUGGCCAUCCCUCCCCAUUACCGAACAGCACUACUCUUGUUGCUGAGACCUUUGCCUCAUACCUCUAUUACUAUUCUGACCGCAUUCUAAAUUUGCUAUCUUGGAACUUUCGAAUACAAUUGUUUACUUUAUCCUCACUCAAUCUCUGAAGGCUAGAAUUAUUCUUGUGCUCACCUGCUCUCCCGUCUGUCUCGGCUUAUGAAAGAGAUUUACAUUUUGCACCCAUCGGAGUAGCUUCAAGCUUCUAGUCUUUCCAUCGAAGAUCGCGACCCCAGGAUUUUCGUGCUCCUCUGAUUGAACUUGGAUCCGGAACUCUUUGCACAAGUCAUACUUGCCUCUUCGACUAUAUUGUAGUCCUCUUGUCAGUCGGAUUUCUAUUUCGUCUCGGCGUUCUUACACGGUUCAUCGAUCAGCCGCUGGUGUGACAUUGACUCUCGAAACGGAAGAUAAAUGCAAGAUGGCAGGGUCGAGGGAGCCGGAACAUGUUAUUAUUUCGCGCGGGGGUUCUGUACUCGGGAAGAAAACGAUUCUCAAAAGUGAUCAUUUCCCAGGUUGCCAGAACAAGCGUCUCCUCCCACAUGUGGAGGGAGCACCGAAUUACCGCCAGGUUGGAGCACUUCCUGUAUUUGGUGUAGCCAUACCUACUGUGGACGGAAUUCGCAGAGUGCUUGAGCUUGUUGGGGCCUCCAAGAAUGCUGGACAACGAGUUCUCUGGCAUAAUCUACGAGAAGAGCCUGUACUUUACAUAAAUGGACGACCAUUUGUUCUGCGAGAAAUUGAGCAUCCAUUUACAAAUCUGGAAUAUACGGGCAUUAAUAGAGCAAGGGUAGAACAAAUGGAAGCUCGUCUGAAAGAGGAUGUCCUACGUGAAUCCUCGCGAUAUCAAAGCAAGGUGAUGGUUAGUGAUGAACUACCUGAUGGUCAAAUGAUAGAUCAGUGGGAGCCAAUUGGUCAAGACUCUGUUCAAACUCCUUUGGAGGUGUAUGACAUGCUUCAAGCCGAAGGCUACCUCUUAGACUACGAACGGGUUCCCAUCACCGAUGAGAAGUCUCCAAAAGAACGCGAUUUUGACCUUCUGGUUCAACGCGUUUCACAAGCAGAAAAAGGGACAGCACUUAUAUUCAAUUGCCAGAUGGGGAGGGGUCGGACUACGACGGGCAUGGUCAUUGCCACUCUCGUUCAUUUGCGCAAAAUGGGAUCAUCUGGUAUACCUCGAACAAGCUCUACCGGGCUUGUACAUGAACUCGCGGAGGAAACCAUGUAUGAAGUUCCCGACACUGAGGAAGCAUUACGAAGAGGAGAGUAUACAGUAAUACGCAGUCUCAUCCGUGUUCUAGAGGGUGGCGCUGAAAGCAAACGAGAAGUUGAUAAGGUCAUAGAUAAAUGUUCAGCUAUGCAGAAUCUGAGGGAGGCUAUAGUUGGCUACCGUAAUAGCAUUCAGAGACAAGCAGACGAGAAGAAACGAGAAGCAGCUCUGUCUUACUUCGUGGAAUAUCUGGAGCGGUAUUACUUCCUUAUCUGCUUUGCUGUCUACAUCCAUACAGAUCAAAGUGCCUUGUUACCAGAUCGUGUUCCCACUUUUCAGCAGUGGAUGCGAGCUCGCCCCGAGCUUUAUAGUAUCCUUCGGAGGCUUUUAAGACGAGAUCCCAUGGGUGCCUUAGGGUAUGUAAACAAUCCCCCUGGGAUUGUGAAGAAGGGAUCAUCAAGUAGCAGUGGUCGGCCGAAGAAUAUGGAAACUGUUGUGGCGUCCAGAAAUGGUCAAGUGUUGGGAAGACAAACUGUUUUGAAGAGUGAUCACUGUCCUGGCUGUCAAAAUAAUUAUCUGCCUGAAAGAGUUGAAGGAGCUCCGAAUUUCAGAGAAGUGGCAGGGGUUCCAGUUUAUGGAGUGGCGAAUCCAACGAUAGAUGGAAUUCGCGCAGUUCUUCACAGAGUUGGGAGUGGAGUUGGCGGCCGUCCUGUAUUAUGGCAGAACAUGAGGGAAGAACCUGUCGUAUACAUAAAUGGAAAACCUUUUGUUUUGAGAGAGGUUGAACGGCCCUACAAGAAUAUGCUCGAAUACUCGGGUAUUAACAGGAAAAGAGUUGAACAAAUGGAGGCGCGACUGAAAGAAGAUAUUCUGAGAGAGGCUGAGCGGUACAAUGGUGCAAUCAUGGUUAAUCAUGAGACAGAUGAUGGACAAAUUUUUGAUGCCUGGGAACCUGUGAAUCCGGAUGCCGUGAUGACUCCUCUAGAAGUAUAUAAGUGCUUAGAGGCGGAGGGAUUCCCCGUUGAGUAUGCAAGGGUGCCGAUUACUGAUGGAAAGGCCCCGAAAAGUUCCGAUUUUGAUACGCUUUCAGAAAGGGUUGCCUCUGCUGCGAAGAAUACUGCUUUUGUCUUCAAUUGCCAGAUGGGACGAGGGCGAACUACUACAGGAACAGUUAUUGCUUGCCUCGUUCAGCUUCGUUGUCAAUUUGGAAGGCCCCUGAGGAUGGUGAAAUCCAUUCGCGAAAGUUCUGCCGGAGAUGGCGGAUCAAGUAGUGGCGAUGAAACUGGAAACGACUCGCCAGUAGGAAGUCCUACUGUCAUCAGAGUACCCAAGGUGGACCGACAAAGGACAGUGGGCGGUUUUGUUCUCGAUGAUAUCCCUAUUGUUCGGAAGAUAACUCGCCUCCUAGAGAAUGGAGUGGAGUGUCGUGAGGCGCUGGAUGCUGUUAUUGAUCUCUGUGCAGCUAUGCAAAAUCUUCGUCAAGCUGUCCUCCAAUACAGAAGGGCCUUCAAUCAGCAAAAUUUAGAGCCACACGUUAGACGAGCAGCGCUAAACCGUGGGGUGGAAUACUUAGAACGUUAUUUUAUGUUGAUAGCCUUCUCUGCUUAUCUUGGGAGUCCUGCCUUUGAUGGCUACUGCCAGUCUGGGUCAUCAGGAACAUCUUUCAAGCAGUGGUUGCGUCAACGCCCCGAAGUUAGACAAAUGAAAUGGAGUAUGCGUUUGAGGCCAGCACGAGUGUUCACCAUAACUGAGGAUUACAAAACAAGUGAAGCCAGCGAAGGCAAUGCCGUGAUGGAGGCCAUAGUGAAGGCACGUAUUGGGUCUGUACUAGGUAAACGUGCCAUUCUUAAAAUGUACUUUUUUCCGGGCCAAAAGACAACUUCAGAUCACGUGCAGAUACCUGGUGCACCACACGUUUUCAAGGUGGAUGGUGUACAUGUACACAGCAUAGCGACGCCAUCUGUUGAUGGAGCCAAAGAGUUACUCACGCAUCUCAAUGCACACUCAAGUGCUGCUUCCUCAGUUCGGAAAGCUAUUGUUACAGAUUUGCGGGAGGAGGUUGUAGUGUAUAUCCAUGGCAAUCCUUUUGUUUUACGGGAGCUCGACCAGCCAGUCAGCACCCUGAAACACGUCGGAAUCACAGGGCCAGCAGUGGAGCAAAUGGAGUGUAGAUUGAAGGAAGAUAUACUAGCUGAGGCUGCUCGAUCCGGGGGUCGAAUGCUGCUGCAUCGGGAAGAGUUUAGUGCAGAUACGAACCAGUCAGAUGUCGUUGGAUAUUGGGAAACUGUCACGCCGGACGAUGUGAAGACCUCGUACGAGGUUUAUGAAUCUCUCAAGGCAGAUGGUUUUAACAUUGACUACAAGAGAAUACCGCUGACAAGGGAGAGAGCUGCUUUGGCUACCGACGUGGAUGCUAUCCAGUGUCGUCUGGACAUGGCUGGUGAUGAGGAUGUGGAAUACUGCUACAUUUCACAUACAGGAUUUGGGGGAGUUGCGUAUGCCAUGGCCAUCACCUGUCUGAGAUUGGAGACUCGUAUUCAGUUGAUGAGUCUUGCAGCUUCUUCAUCCACAGUUACAGGCUCGGCUAGUUCAUUUCUUCCUGCAGAAGAGCAAGCCAUCACCAGGCCCAUGGAUGAUGAGGAGGCUUUCAGACUCGGCGACUAUCGAGAUAUUCUUAGUCUUACACGCGUCCUGGCUAGUGGACCCGCAAGCAAGAACGAGGUUGAUGCCGUUAUCCAAAGGUGUGAAGGUGCCGGAAAUCUGCGCGAGGACAUAUAUUACUAUAAAAAGCAGCUGGAAGAGUGUGAUGCUGGUGACGAAGAGCGAAAGUUGUUUUUGCAGGAUAUGGGCAUAAAAGCUCUCAGGAGAUACUUUUAUCUGAUUGCUUUCAGGUCUUAUCUACAUCAUAAGGUGGUUGGGCAAGGGAGCAGUUCUGGAGGAAGUGUUGCAUUUGCUACAUGGAUGCAGGGUCGUCCAGAGCUUGGACAUCUCUGUGACAAUAUCAAGCUCGAAUAGGCCGUGAGAAUGAGUCUUCAGCUUUACAACAGGGGAUGGAGUUUGUACAUUACACGAGAACCAGUAAGAGUUAGUAGGCGUCAUUGAGUAGUAGUAAGUAAUUAUUCUUGUAACAUAGUGACAGCUGUAUGAUACAUGUAGAAAUAUAGGACCCAUUCGGCGAUGCUUAGCUCUCUUAGUGGGUAUACGUAGUUCAUCAAGGUGCACAAAAGCACAUGAUGGCUGUUUUGUAACCUUGUAUUCUUAGAUCAUCAAUUUUUGGCAGGAAAUUAUAUGCCCAUUUGAUAGAUGUGAUUUGGUAGAGGGCAGCUAAGCAUGUAAAGAGAAUGUAUCAUGUAUAGGCCAACUGUUGGUGCUGCCACUGAAAAGGUGCUUUACACUGAAUGUUGAAUGAUUGAUGAGAUGUGGUUCAGUCUUAUCUCACGGUCUUUGUUGCCGGUGGAAAUAGUGGAACCUGUACGUACGAUCGGUAGACGGAAGUUUAU
Marchantia polymorpha subsp. ruderalis is the source of this 6539-nucleotide messenger RNA. The record is from the annotation of a GenBank genome assembly. NCBI's taxonomy places the organism in Eukaryota, Viridiplantae, Streptophyta, Marchantiopsida, Marchantiales, Marchantiaceae.